Auxenochlorella protothecoides is the source of this 285-nucleotide messenger RNA. RefSeq lists its product as hypothetical. The transcript is spliced from 2 exons. The record is from RefSeq and is a predicted model, not a curated record. The coding region runs from base 1 to 285 and encodes 94 amino acids. NCBI's taxonomy places the organism in Eukaryota, Viridiplantae, Chlorophyta, Trebouxiophyceae, Chlorellales, Chlorellaceae.
AUGACCAUGCAGGUGGUAAUCGAGUACGGCAAGGGCGAUGUCAACCAGUUCCUCGCCCUGGCAGACGAGAUUGAGGAUGCCUUCCCUAAAUUGGUGGUAGAAGGCCAAGAGAACUUGGAGCUUCAGAAGACUCUCAGCGUGGCACUAGAGGGGGAAGCAAGCAUCUGGCAGGCGCCGCUGCCAAUUCCAGAUGCAUCUGACUUGCUCAAAGUGCUGCAGGCAGAGCUGGAAAAGCCCCUGCCGUCUGCCGGCGACACGAGCGCUUGGACUGAAAGCUGGUACUGA